GACCCCCGCCCUGCGACCCCCGCCAUGGGCAAGCGCCGCGGCCAGAGCCGGAGCCGGCUGCUCGGCUCGCUCAGCAAGAAGCAGAAGAAGCACCUGCGCGACUUCGGCGAGGAGCACCCGUGCCGCGACAGGGUUCCCAGGAAGGAAGUCAAGCCGCAGGCCUGUGAGCUGGCCGAGAGCUCAGAUUCACCCAGUUCUGACAGCGAAGAGGAGAACGAGCCACAGCCCGUCUCUGGGUACCACCGGUUGCUGGCCACCUUGAAGAGUGUUCCCGAGGACUCGGAGGAGGGUGAAGACUCCUCCACCGGCGAGUCUGCCGUGAGCGACAGGGAUGAUGGCAGUGAAGACAGCGCAGAGGAAGAGGUGGCAGGCGGGGCUGCACAGCAGGAGGCCACAUCCAGGCCUGCUAGCCUCACGGGCCGCAUGGGGGAUGGGGCCCCAGGUUCCCCACAGCAGGAGUCCCCGAGGGAAUUUGCCGAUACCAAGCACGAGUCCCUCUUCAGCCUGGAAACGAACUUUCUAGAAGAUGAGAACGUGGGCAGCAGCGCCCUGGAGGGCUCCCAAGACCCUUUCCUUCAGCACGUGAGCCGAACACUGAGAGAGAAGGAUGUCCAGGCUGCUGCCUCCGCCCCCCCGAGCAGCUGGUCUCUGCAGUGGCCGGUGCUGGGCCAGCUCGUGCUCUCCUCCAGGUUCCAGCAGCCGGAGGCCCUCAGGCCCCCACGGGAUGUGGCCCUGCAGUCACUGCAUCUGCACAAGCCCCUCGAGUCCACCUGGCCUCGGACCAAUGGCGUGGCCCCCGGCCCCUUCACGCCCCUCCAGAGGGAGCUGUUCUGGGUGAUGAACUCGUACCGAGACCUCUUCUUCCCCGAGCGCUCGGCGCUGGGCUGUGGCGAGGAGGUGAGGCGCGUGUACUGCUUGCACGCGCUCAACCACGUGCUCAAGGCCAACGCCCGUGUCCUGGCCAACAACGGGCUUCGCCGGGUGCACGGACCACAGGCCCGCACCGACGACGACGCCCUCCGGGACCAGGGGCUCACUCGGCCCAAGGUGCUGAUGGUGCUGCCCUUCCGGGAGUCGGCCCUGCGCGUGGUGCACCUGCUCAUCAGCCUCCUGGAGGGCGACAGCGGGAAGAAGAUGGUCGUGAGCAACAAGAAGCGGUUCCAGAGCGAGUACGGUUCUGAGCCCGGGGAGCGGCCGCCCACCCUGAAGAGGCCCGAGGAUUACGAAGCGGUGUUCGCGGGCAACAUUGACGACCACUUCCGGAUCGGUGUGGCCGUGCUCCAGCGCAGCCUCCGCCUCUAUGCCCCCUUCUACUCCUCCGACAUCCUCCUGGCGUCCCCCCUGGGCCUGCGCACCAUCCUGGGGGCCGAGGGAGACAAGCAACGGGACUUCGACUUCCUGUCGUCCAUCGAGCUGCUUGUUAUUGACCAGGCUGACGUCUUCCUGAUGCAGAACUGGGAGCACGUGCUGCACCUCAUGGAGCACAUGAACCGGCUGCCCCUCGAGGCCCACGGCGUGGACUUCUCACGGGUGCGCAUGUGGAGCCUCAACGGCUGGACCCGCUACUUCCGCCAGACUCUGCUGUUCGGGGCGCUGCCGGACCCGCAGAUCAGUGCAGUGUUCAGCAGGUUCUGCCUCAAUGCAGAGGGCCAGGUGGCUGUGAGGAACGUCCCAGUGACCGGUGCCAUCAGCCAGGUGCUGCUGCAGCUCCCACACGUCUUCCAGAGGAUGGAGGCCACGGACGUGGAGUCCAUGGCCGAUGCCAGGUUCCGCUUCUUUGUGGACAAGGUCCUGCCUCAGUACCAGGAUGCGGUCAUGUCCCACACCCUCAUCUAUGUCCCGUCCUACUUUGACUUUGUGCGGCUCCGGAACCAUUUCAAGCGGGAGGAGCUGAGUGCCACGCACAUCUGCGAGUACACCCGCAGGCCGGCCGUGUCCCGCGCCCGUCACUUCUUUCUCCGCGGGGAACGGCAGUUUCUGCUUCUCACCGAGCGCUUCCAUUUCUACAAGAGGUACACCAUCAAGGGCGUGAGGAACCUGAUCUUCUACCAGCUGCCUACCUACGGGCACUUCUACAGUGAGCUGUGCACCAUGCUGGGGGCCACGGGCAUGGGGGAGCAGGCCUGGACAUGCACUGCCCUCUACUCCCGCUACGAUGCCCAGCGCCUGGCAGCCGUGGUGGGUGCAGAGCGGGCGGCCCAGAUGCUGCAGUCCACGAAGAGUGUCCACCUCUUCGUCACUGGCGAGCGGUGAGGCCACUGGAGCCUGACCCGGGCCCACGAG
Molecule: messenger RNA, 2283 nt
Organism: Sorex fumeus (smoky shrew)
Lineage: Eukaryota; Metazoa; Chordata; Mammalia; Eulipotyphla; Soricidae
Gene: UTP25
Product: UTP25 small subunit processome component
Exons: 12
Coding region: 25-2253 (742 amino acids)
Biological process (GO): maturation of SSU-rRNA from tricistronic rRNA transcript (SSU-rRNA, 5.8S rRNA, LSU-rRNA)
Cellular component (GO): nucleolus; small-subunit processome
Molecular function (GO): rRNA binding; U3 snoRNA binding
Source: RefSeq, a predicted model, not a curated record